Penicillium antarcticum is the source of this 594-nucleotide messenger RNA. RefSeq names its product alcohol dehydrogenase. The record is from RefSeq and is a predicted model, not a curated record. The coding region runs from base 1 to 594 and encodes 197 amino acids. The transcript is spliced from 3 exons. Lineage: Eukaryota; Fungi; Ascomycota; Eurotiomycetes; Eurotiales; Aspergillaceae.
AUGGCGAGCAUUGACACACAGCGGCUUGAAGCCAGGAGACACUGUUGCAGUCUUCUGAGCCGGACCAGUUGGACUCAUGGCUGCAUACUCCGCAAUGCUCCGUGGUGCUUCACAUGUCUGCCCGGUGGACUAAGUCCCAGAUCGCUUGGUGCUGGCAGAGUCUAUCGGAACAGUUCCCAUCCAGUUCAAUGCCCCCGACCCCGUUCAACAAAUCAUGACCCAGGAGCCAAAUGGAUUGGAUUUGAGUUCGUCAAUGCCACGGGUCAACGUGACGGUGAACUUGUUCCUUGCAAACUCCUCGCCGUUGUUGCUCAACAAGGAGGUGUUGUUAUCGCAGGUGUUUACACUGGUGGUGAGAACAACACCGCGGGUGCCGCCAAUGCCGCUACUGUCCCUACUGAACAAGGCUGUUACGGUUGGAAGUGGAAUGUUUUUCCGCUGGAACAUGCACGUUCGCCCAUUAAUCUGGUUGUGAAUGAUCGAGCUUCUCCCAGUUUUGUGGUUAGCUUUAUCAUUGAUGUUGAGCAGGCCCCGGAGUACUACCGGCGCUAUAGUGACCUCCUGGAACACAAGAUUGUAAUAUGUUUCCCUUAA